Messenger RNA from Lepus europaeus (European hare), 2253 nucleotides. RefSeq names its product nuclear receptor subfamily 1 group I member 2 (gene NR1I2). NCBI's taxonomy places the organism in Eukaryota, Metazoa, Chordata, Mammalia, Lagomorpha, Leporidae. Gene Ontology annotation, biological process: cell differentiation; positive regulation of transcription by RNA polymerase II; negative regulation of transcription by RNA polymerase II. The transcript is spliced from 8 exons. The record is from RefSeq and is a predicted model, not a curated record. Bases 1 to 1353 code for a protein of 450 amino acids. Gene Ontology annotation, molecular function: RNA polymerase II cis-regulatory region sequence-specific DNA binding; nuclear receptor activity; zinc ion binding.
AUGUGGCUGUUUUGUUUGUUUGCUUCUAGCCCAGGAGGCCCAGAAACCAACCUGGAGGUGCUAUCUGAAGGCAGUGGGAACCAAGCCGGCCUUGCGAGCUAUGACGAAGCAGACUCCACGGGAGCAAAGCCCACCAUCAGUGCAGAUGAGGAGGAAGGGCCCCAGACUUGCCGUGUAUGUGGGGACAAGGCCAAUGGUUACCACUUCAACGUCCUGACGUGUGAAGGCUGCAAGGGCUUUUUCAGGAGGACCGUGAAACGCAACGCCCGGCUGAGAUGCCCCUUCCGGAAGGGCGCCUGCGAGAUCACCCGGAAGACCCGGCGCCAGUGCCAGGCCUGCCGGCUGCGCAAGUGCCUGGAGAGCGGCAUGAAGAAGGAGAUGAUCAUGUCCGAUGUGGCCGUGGCACAGAGACGGGCUCUGAUCAAGAGGAAGAAGAGAGAACGGAUGGAGACUCAGCCGCCGGGAAUGCAAGGGCUGACGGAAGAGCAGCGGAUGAUAAUCGAGGAGCUGAUGGACGCUCAGAUGAAAACCUUUGACACCACCUUCUCCCAUUUCAAGAAUUUUCGGCUGCCGGAGGUGCUUGGCAGUGGCUGUGAGAUUCCAGAAUCUCUGCAGGCCCUACCGGAGGAAGAGUCUGGCAGGUGGAGACAGAGCCAUGAAGAUCUGGGCACCCUGAAGAUUUCUCUGCAGCUGCGGGGGGAAGACGGCAGCGUCUGGAACUACAAGCCCCCAGCUGACAGAAGUGGGAAAGAGCUCUUUUCUCUGCUGCCCCACUUGGCUGACAUGUCAACCUACAUGUUCAAAGGCAUCAUCAACUUUGCUAAGGUCAUCUCCUACUUCAGGGACUUGCCCAUCGAGGACCAGAUCUCCUUGCUCAAGGGAGCCACCCUCGAGCUGUACCUCCUGAGAUUCAACACCGUGUUCAACGCAGAGACUGGCACUUGGGAGUGUGGUCGGCUGUCCUACUGCUUGGAAGACCCUGAAGGAGGCUUCCAGCAACUUCUUGUGGAUCCCUUGCUGAGAUUCCACUACAUGCUGAAGAAGCUGCAGCUGCACAAGGAGGAGUACGUGCUGAUGCAGGCCAUCUCCCUUUUCUCCCCAGACCGCCCAGGUGUGGUGCAGCGCGGAGUGGUGGACCAGCUUCAGGAGCGAUUCGCCAUCACCCUGAAAGCCUACAUCGAGUGCAGUCGGCCGCAGCCCACCCACCGCUUCCUGUUCCUGAAGAUCAUGGCUGUCCUCACUGAGCUUCGCACUAUCAACGCCCAGCACACGCAGCGGCUGCUGCGGAUCCAGGACACACACCCCUUCGCCACCCCCCUCAUGCGGGAGCUGUUUAGCACCACAGAUGGCUGAGCAGCUGCUUUUGGACUAGGCCUUAACAGGGCAGCCAGGCCCACAGCUCUCUGAGCCCCCAUGUGGACACCACCGAUGGUCAACGAAGCCUUGUGAGCCUGCCUCUCCCGGAGACCUGCUGCUGUGGCCACAGGGGGCUAGCAUUUCUCAGGAAAGGACUUGUGCCCCCUCUAGCCCCUGACCACAGUUCCAUCCAUGGAGAAUGCACUGGCUACCCUCUCCCUAGAAAUGGUCCUGGGGUCUGGGACUAGAUCCCCAAAUCCCAAAUCCACUUAUGUGCUGUGGUGGGAGGCGAGAAGGGGUGCCCAGGGCUGGGCAAUCUGAGGAUCUGCACCCACACCCAAGUUCAUUAGCUCCAGUCUUUUCAUUGCUACCUCAAACCCUUUGGGCUCCCAUUUUCCCACCCAUUCCCAACCCCCGGCCUCCUGUCCUGACCUGCUCAGGUGUUCCAAGGCUGUGUGGGUCUCCUAGCGAGAGGCCAGGAGGCCUGCCACAAAUGUCAGAAGCUUGCCGUGACUUUAUUCUGGGCACAUCCUUUUGUGUUUCCACGUUUAUUCAAACACCUUAUUUGUGGGGAAAUUAGGCACAGGAGGCAAUUCAAGAUGGCGCCUGCAGGGAAAUUAGGCACAUGUGGCAAUUCAAAGAUGGCACCCAAAGGAAGUAAGGUGGGCGGUACCCAAAGUCGUUUACCACCAAAGCUGAUUGGCCGUGCAGUAUCAGGGAGGUGAUGACAACUGAUGAUGAGUGUACAGACAUAUGGCUGGUCCUGUAAAAAGUCGCCCUGUAAAAUGACCUUUUAAAUAAUUGGUUGGUCCUUAUGCCCUGCCCCAGUAAUCCUGCAGUCUUGUGCUUUAAAAGGCUUUGCUACAUGCGCAAUAAACCGAGUUCUUGCUUGCUUGA